Molecule: messenger RNA, 2935 nt
Organism: Danaus plexippus (monarch butterfly)
Lineage: Eukaryota; Metazoa; Arthropoda; Insecta; Lepidoptera; Nymphalidae
Gene: mas
Product: protein masquerade
Exons: 14
Coding region: 92-2119 (675 amino acids)
Biological process (GO): proteolysis
Molecular function (GO): serine-type endopeptidase activity
Source: RefSeq, a predicted model, not a curated record
UCGUCGCCAGUAGUGUAGCACGCGACUCGGCGGUCGGUCGCGCCAUGACACUUGGUACUUGACAGUUGACACUUGACACUUGACAGUGACCAUGAGAGUGCUCGCUAUAUUCCUCCUCCUGGCGGUCCCCAUCCUCGGCCAGGAUGAAUCGUUCGCCAGCUCCUUCCUAUCAGGUCUCCUUGACACCCUGGAUACUCAAGUAGAUGCGAAGAACUGUCCCGGGGUGUGCAUGCAUGCGCUGGCUUCGCUCAUUUGUUCGAAUGUUCUGGAGGAGGUGGAGUGUCCCAAGCCCUCCAUGAAAUGCUGCGUGGAUGAACCUCUCGGUAACGACACGAUAACGACAACUCGGAAGCCCUUCACGACGCGAUACACGACAACAGAAGCGGAGGAGGACGAAGAUGUUACGACGCGACCUGACAAAUACAAAGACAGUGAAACCUCGUCAGGAAACAUCGCGUGUCCGGGCAUGUGUGUGGAGUCGCGGUACAGUCAGUAUUGCGAGGCAUACCUGGCGUCCACUGGACUGUGCGUGUCUGGGAGGCAAUGCUGUGUCUCCAGGGAUGUAUACGGAGAGAAGAGGCCGCCGGAUCUCGUGGUGCCCAGCGAGAAGAAACAAUCUACUAAGAGGCCAACGACGGCGCUGACGACGACGCCGCAACCAAAACAGAGGCCAGGGCACAAAUGCCGCGGCGACUGCAUCACGGGGCUGUUCGCCUUGCUGUGCGACCACGUCGACGAGGACGCGACCUGCCCCUCAGACGGAACCUGCUGCAUCACCGAGUCCAGCACCGAGCAGGUCACCAGGAGACCCACCACGCCCAGGCCCACCACUCCUGCGCCGCUCCCGCGAUGUCCAGGCUACUGCCUGCUCAAUCUCAUGUCUGCGUUCUGCGAGCGCCCCGCCGUCCGCCUUCACAACACCCAAUGUAAACUCAGCGGCUCCAUAUGUUGUGAUAACAGCAGAGUCCCGCCUCGCACCACGCCGCGGCCCACCACCACCACCACCACGACCACGCCGGCGCCGCACGACUCCCGGCCCGACUGCCCCGGCUCGUGCAUCGUGUCCCUGCUGUCGUUCACGUGUUUCCGAAACGCCGAGAUGACGGACGUCUUCAAGUGUAAAAAGGCUGGGACCCAGUGCUGCGCGCCGAAGUCGAAGGUUCUAGAGGCCAUGGGCAUCAGCAGGAACGACACCUUCCCGCUGGCCACCACUCACCCACACACGCAGGCCCACACCCCCCACACAUACACCCCGCAGACGUUGCCGUACACGACGGCCAUGACUCAGUACGAACCCAGCUACGUCACGACUUUGAGGACUCCCGAAAAGUACAACAAAUACGUGUGCGGCGUCAAAGGUACGUCAAGUCGUGCCGGGCGGGUCAUGGGCGGCGAGGACGGUUCCCGCGGCGAGUGGUGCUGGCAGGUGGCUCUCAUCAACUCCUUGAACCAGUACCUGUGUGGCGCGGCGUUGGUCGGCACGCAGUGGGUCCUCACCGCCGCUCACUGCGUCACCAACAUCGUCCGGUCCGGGGACGCGAUCUACGUGCGCGUGGGCGAUCACGACCUGACCAGGAAGUACGGGUCCCCGGGCGCGCAGACCCUCCGCGUGGCUACCACCUACAUCCACCACAACCACAACAGCCAGACGCUCGACAACGACAUCGCGCUGCUGAAGUUGCACGGCAAAGCUGAGCUCAAAGAAGGGGUGUGCUUGGUGUGUCUGCCGGCGCGAGGAGUCAGUCAUGCGGCGGGGAAGCGGUGCACGGUCACCGGGUACGGCUACAUGGGCGAGACGGGUCCGAUCCCGCUGCGGGUCCGCGAAGCCGAGCUGCCGAUCGUGAACGACGCGGAGUGCAUCCGGAAGGUGAACGCGGUGACGGAGAAGAUCUUCAUCCUCCCCGCCAGCUCGUUCUGCGCCGGCGGAGAGGAAGGCAACGACGCCUGCCAGGGCGACGGCGGCGGCCCCCUCGUGUGCCAGGACGACGGGUUCUACGAGCUGGUGGGGCUGGUGUCGUGGGGCUUCGGCUGCGGCCGGCGCGACGUGCCGGGCGUGUACGUGAAGGUGUCCUCGUUCAUCGGCUGGAUCAAUCAAAUAAUAUCCGUGAACAACCAAUGAGUGCGAGCUCGCGCGUGCUCGGAGCCGCUUCCCGGUCUCUUCCCGUGCCGCUCGAGGGCCAGCCGCCGGCCUCGUGGGUCCGCGAGUGUAUUUUUCCGCUGUGUCAUGAAUGUUUUAGCUUAGCGAUGACUGUACCUGGUGGCGGCGCACCAAACGUCAGUUGUUUUCCAUUCCGCAGCCCGCGUGUCGCCGCGCGCGCCCCGUCCCUCCUCCCAGCUUUCUUUGUCUUGUGGUCGACCCAACAACAGUCACAGCCGCUCCACGACCUUCAUAUUCUGAAUUAAUUUACUUUCAGUAUUCCUAACGCGUUUACUUCUUUAUAUAUAUUUUUAUUUUAAGAGAAGUUACUGUAAAUAAAAUAUAACUUUUAGUGUAAGUUGUUACAGUCUAAUGUGUCUAAUGUCCGGUCACGUCCGGUCACGUUCGGUCGCGUUCGGUCUCGUUCGGUCGCGUUCGGUAGCGUUCAGUCGCGUUCGGUCGCGAUCGGUCGCGUUCGGUCAGCGUGAGUCUGAGACCCGCGACUGGAUGCUUAUUUUAAAGUAAUAUCAUUCGCCGCCCACCCUUUCUAUGUCGUUUUGAUAUUUCUCAAAGUCGCGCCCUUUCCUAUCAAAGCGAUCACCGACCCCGGCAGGAGUCGUGUCUCUGCUAUGGCUAUGCAGUUGUCUAAGAGCCAUUAACAUUAUAUAAUAUUUUUUACACGUCAGAGCUCUCUUUUUGGAGAGUUGUAAAUAUUCUUAACUUAUCAUUAUUAUUAUCUUAAGUAUUUUAGGACUCUAUUUAUGAUACGGAACGCAUUUAUAUUUAAUCUAUUCUGUA